Styela clava is the source of this 2182-nucleotide messenger RNA. The record is from RefSeq and is a predicted model, not a curated record. NCBI's taxonomy places the organism in Eukaryota, Metazoa, Chordata, Ascidiacea, Stolidobranchia, Styelidae.
CCAAUAGUAAUUAUAAUUAGUCGAAAGAGCGUAAUAACUAGCUUAUGAAAAUGAAGAUUUUUAUCGUGUUGUCCUGCUGUGUAGCGGUGAGCCUUGCUGGUGUUCUCACUAUGACUAAAGAGACGGUUGACGACGAAUGGAACAUGUGGAAAGAAAAAUUCAAUAAAUUUUACUAUGAUGAGAAGGACGAAGCUGUGCGUCAAUACAUCUGGCAAAAGAAUAAAGAAUACAUCACCAGCCAUAACAAGAGAGCUGACAAUGGGGAACACUCGUACAGACUGGGAAUGAACAAAUUUGCCGACUUGGACUCCAAUGAAUUUGCCAAAAUGUUCUUGGGCUAUCGUAACGCAAGCGACGAUAAAAAGAGAGCUGUUGAAUGCAAGAAAUCUAGCAUCUUCGUUUCAAGCAACAACUACGCACCCCUGGCCCACCACGUCGACUGGAGAACAAAAGGCUACGUUACCCCGGUGAAGGAUCAAGGCCAGUGCGGAUCUUGCUGGGCGUUCAGUACGACCGGAUCACUCGAAGGACAACACUUCAAGGCUACCGGGAAACUUGUUUCUUUGAGCGAACAGAACCUCAUGGACUGCAGUAAGCCUGAAGGAGACUUCAGCUGUGAGGGAGGACUCAUGGACUAUGCUUUCGACUACAUUAUUGAAAACGGCGGAAUUGACACCGAGGCUUCUUAUCCUUAUGAAGCAUCGGACGAAUCCACAUGCAAAUUUACCAAGAAAAGCGUGGGUGCUACUAUGACGUCAUGUGUUGACGUCACACCAAGGCAAAGCGAGGAUGCUCUAAGGAAGGCAGUGGCUACUAUCGGACCUGUCUCUGUUGCUAUAGAUGCAUCCCAGCAGUCUUUCCAAUUAUACGAAAGCGGAGUAUACAAUGAACCAAUGUGCAGUUCCACUCAACUUGAUCACGGCGUCUUGGCAGUCGGGUACGGCACUGAUGAUGGAAAAGCUUACUGGAUUGUGAAGAACAGCUGGGGAGAUAGCUGGGGGGAGCACGGUUACAUCAAGAUGAGCCGAGAUAAGAAUAACCAGUGUGGUAUCGCCACCUCUGCUAGCUAUCCGGUGGUGUAAGGAGUCUCUGGAGGUUUCUGGAUGAGAGAGGACUCGCUUGAAUGAAUUUAUCAUGACGUAACAAUAAUGUUUUAAUGACCAAUAAUUUUGCUGUAUUUUCGCUUGUUUUUAUUAUUUUUCUUUUAGUGUCUGAAGCAGGGAUGUCCUUCGACUAGGUUUUAAUAAAUUGGAACAAAUUAAAAACGCCAAACACUGUUUUAUUGGUAACAUUGUUGAAUUAAUGAUUUUUGAAUUACAAUUUCAGAUGAUUAAUUAACUAAUCGAUAAUUUUUCGUUCUAGAAAAUGCUGACUCAAAAUAUCAAAAUUCGACGAGUCAUCCUUUGUAAAGUGAUAAGUCGUUGUUAUUUUCGCUGAUUAAUGAAACUUUCCUCAUUCGAAUUGUUUACCAUAAUUUUUAAAAUUAUUUUUAAUUUUAAUUAAAUGAUUGUAAUAACCUAUUAAAUUUGCUUCGGUUUCGUUUUUUUUUGAGCUAAUUUUAAUAUAAAAAAAAAAUUAAAUCGAAUUAGUCCCAAAAUUUUUUGAAUUUGGACAUCCCUGUUCUUUUACGCUUUCACAUUAUGUCUGAUAAAUAGCAAUACUGCCUAAUUAGAACCAAAAUUUUAAUUUUUUUACUCCGCACCCUUUAGACACGUGCACACACGCUUUGCAAAAUAGUCAAGUGAGUCAAGUUUUAUCUUUCCUAAUGAUUUAAAAUAAAUUUUAUGGAGUGGAUAGGGGGGCACUUUCUGCGUGAAUACCUGAUUGAAAAAUGAACUUUGAGAUGAAUAUAAGAUUAAUUGAUAACUGAUGAUGUGCUGCUUCCCCCAUGAACGAAGUCCACGCAUCUGGGGCGAUUAGUCAUUUGUAUUCCCAUAAUCUAACUGAACUGGUAACCGGUUCAAAAACCGUGUUACGUUAUAUGCACCGUCGGUUUUCUGCUUCUGAGAUGCCCGCAAUCACUUUAUUUAAAGUCUAAUGUUCGCGCAAAUGUGUCUUUCCCUGUUUUUCCUUUUUCCCAAGAGCCUCGACCGUUAUUUCCUAAGAGGCGUUUUUAAUUGUAAUACAAAUGCAAUUUUCUGUCUUUUCAAUUUCAUCGAAAUAUAAGUAUAAUGAAAAAUGA